Acanthamoeba castellanii str. Neff is the source of this 387-nucleotide messenger RNA. RefSeq names its product GPI anchored endo1,3(4)-beta-glucanase. The transcript has 5 exons. Bases 1 to 387 code for a protein of 128 amino acids. NCBI's taxonomy places the organism in Eukaryota, Discosea, Longamoebia, Acanthamoebidae. The record is from RefSeq and is a predicted model, not a curated record.
AUGGGACCUCGUCCCGCCGAGACCUCGCUCACCGUCGCCCAGGAGUUCUUUCACUGGCUGCUGCAGCCGGUGCAACCGUUGCAGGCUACUAACUGCUAUGCCAAUGCCCCCGGCCAGUAUUACAACCAGGUGUGGUUCUUCCCUCGCAACAGCACCCCUGCUGACAUCCUGUCGGGCAACCCCAUUCCGUCCACCUGGGGCACCCCUGUGGCGGCAUUCAACAUGGGUAGCGACUGCUCGCCGAGCCACUUCUUCGACAUGCACCUCAUCAUCAACAUCAACAUCAACCUCUGCGGUAACUGGGCCAGUACGAACGUCGUGCAGAACGCGCCGGGCGCCUACAACGACGCCUUCUGGCGUUUCAAGGUCUACCAGUACCAGUUCUAG